Rhagoletis zephyria (snowberry fruit fly) is the source of this 1936-nucleotide messenger RNA. Its product is annotated as vesicular glutamate transporter 1-like. Gene Ontology annotation, biological process: regulation of synapse structure or activity; transmembrane transport; neurotransmitter loading into synaptic vesicle. Gene Ontology annotation, molecular function: neurotransmitter transmembrane transporter activity; L-glutamate transmembrane transporter activity. Gene Ontology annotation, cellular component: synaptic vesicle membrane; excitatory synapse. NCBI's taxonomy places the organism in Eukaryota, Metazoa, Arthropoda, Insecta, Diptera, Tephritidae. The record is from RefSeq and is a predicted model, not a curated record.
GGUGUCACCUAUCCGGCCUGCCAUGGCAUUUGGAGAUUUUGGGCGCCACCCAUGGAGCGUUCGCGUUUAGCAACUUUGGCGUUCAGCGGCUCGUAUGCGGGUGUUGUUGUCGGUCUACCGCUGUCCGGUCUGCUGGCCGAUGCGAUUGGCUAUCAGGCGCCCUUCUACGCUUAUGGCACGUUUGGCAUAACAUGGUACCUCUUUUGGCUGUGGCUCUGCUUUGAGAAUCCCCGCAAACAUCCUGCCAUUAGCGUACCUGAACUGAAGUAUAUCGAGAAGUCGUUGGGCGAGACGUCCAUGCAGCCAUCGAUGCCAUCGAUAAGCACCACACCCUGGCGCGAGAUGGUGCGUUCCAUGCCGGUUUAUGCCAUUAUCGUUGCGAAUUUCUGUCGUUCAUGGAACUUCUAUCUACUCGUGCUCUUCCAAUCUUCAUUUCUGAAACACAAAUUUGGCUUCAAGGUCGAGGAGGCGGGCUUCAUUGGUUCGUUGCCGCAUUUGAUUAUGACAACUAUAGUGCCAUUUGGCGGCAUGUUGGCGGAUCAUUUGCGUAAGAAUGGCAUUAUGUCGACGACGAAUGUGCGAAAGCUCUUCAAUUGUGGCGGUUUCGGCAUGGAGGGGUUGUUCUUUCUGUUCGUCGCGCACUCCAAUACGGCGACUGGCGCCAUGUUUGCUCUCACCUGUGGCGUCGCCUUCAGUGGGUUUGCCAUUUCGGGCUACAAUGUUAAUCAUCUGGAUAUCGCACCACGCUAUGCUAGUAUUUUGAUGGGUCUCUCGAAUGGUAUUGGCACUUUGGCUGGCAUAAUUGUGCCCUAUGCCCUCGAUGGAUUGAUUUACAGAGAUCCCACCGGCUGCUGGACCACAGUCUUCACGCUUGCCGCUUGCGUACAUUUAGUCGGCUGCACCUUCUACGGCAUCUUCGCUUCCGGCGAACUACAACCCUGGGCCGAACCACCGACUGAAGAGAAGCAGGUGUGGGCGCCACCAAUGGGAGCCAUAGCUGAAGAUCCCAGUCAGGGUGGUUACACCAAAGAGACGUCGUUCGGCGCACCACCACAAUACACCGAACAAAGUCAAAUGCAACAGCCGAAUGCCAUCAAUUAUGGUGCGACUGGUCACGUGGCCAACAAUCCAUUCGCCGCCAUGGCUGGCACUAUACCCGAGGAGAGUGUGGUGCCCGAGGCCACAGCUGGUGAUGCCAGCGCGUAUGGGGUAUAUGACUAUGCCCAACAACAAACAAUACAGUCUCAAAUGCCAACCUAUGACCAACAAUACCAACAGCCGGCGUAUCAGCAACAACAACAACCACAACAACUCAACUACCAACGACCCUAUCAGCCACAAUAGAAAGUAUAGGCGGAAUGAAAGGAACACGGGGAACUAAGGGGAGUUAAUAAAUAAUAGAAAUAAAUGCAUCAUAAAAUAAAAUUAUUAAAAAAUAUAUGUAAGUAAGUAGCGAAAUUGAAAAGGAAAUUCUGAGAAAGAAAAAAAAACAAAGAUAGCUGAAAGAAUCAUAAGAAAAAUAGCGAAACAGAAAAUGGACAGUUAGAAGCAAAUACUCAUAACUAUACUCAUUUAUUAAAAAAAAAAGAAUAACUAAAAAUGUUGGAAGUGUAACUAUUUUUAAGCUUAGUUCAAAUCACUUACAAAUCACUGCAACCAAAGUACGAAAAAAAAACGCAAAAAAAAAAUUAUAAAGAUAUGCGUGUAUAGCAACAACUACAAUACGCACAUAAAAGUAAGAAAGCAAAUCAAAUAUGUUAACAAUAAUAAAAACAAAGUAUGCCAAAGGAAAAAUAUGGAGGAAAAACAAAAAAAAACUGAAAUAUGAUUUGCAAAUUCUGGGGAUUGUAAAAAAGUAUUGGAAAAUUGGUUUAAAUCUCUGUUUUUGUGGUAUAGAAUUCUCACAAGCAAAGCAAUUUCAGAUGCAAAAAAAACA